This is a messenger RNA of Drosophila serrata, 2301 nucleotides long. RefSeq lists its product as uncharacterized. Gene Ontology annotation, biological process: intraciliary transport. Gene Ontology annotation, cellular component: axoneme. The record is from RefSeq and is a predicted model, not a curated record. NCBI's taxonomy places the organism in Eukaryota, Metazoa, Arthropoda, Insecta, Diptera, Drosophilidae.
GCAAACAAUAAACAAACAUCAAACGUGGUAACCACAGCAGCAGCAGACACUGGCUUUUCAGUAACAUUUUAAUAUCGGCAUCACCUCGCACCGGCUAGCUCUCCCGUUUUGCUCUACCUUACACUCUAACCAUCCCCUUCUGGUUCUGAAAAAUUUAAUAGCCUUCGUGGAGCAAUCCUUAAAUCUUCCGGACCACGAGCCGGAUCUUAGAUGGUAUCGCCGCGCAAGCCGGCAACGUCCAUUAGCUCGGCAAUACCUCGCUUGAGUCAAAAAAGUCAGAUGGCAACAUCGGCCAAAAGCUGUGAGAGCCUGUUUUCGGCCAGCUCCCGGGAAUCGGCCAGUUUGAUUUAUCAACGGAAGCAGCCGCCGCCACAGCAUCGCAGUGGCAUGAAGGGUUCCAGCAACGGCAGCCUCCGGCAGCCAACAAUAGUGUCCUCGGCACAGAAUCACAGUGAGAUCCAUCAGCGUGUCAUGUCCGCGAGGAAUCUGCGGGCCAAGACCUUCCAGAACCAACUGGCCGAUGCCCAGGCGGAAAUAGCUAAUUUGGCGCACGAAAACCGGAUGCUUCGCACGCUCCACAACCGUCAGUCGUCGGCGCUGAACAAGUACGAGUCCAACAAUGCGGAGCUGCCACAGUUGCUGCACUCGCACGCCGAGGAGCUGCGUGUCUGGCAGACCAAGUACCGCAAUCUUCAGGCGGUCAACAAGGAUUUGGAGCAGAAGCUCAAGCAAAAGGAGGCCAUUAUCCUGUCGCUGAGCGAUCAGAACAAGCACUACAGUCAGCUCAACAAGGAUAAAAACCUUGACGAACGCCAGAAGCUGCAGGAGAAGCUACGAUCCCUGGAGCAGCGUCUGGAGGACAAGGACAAUGACAUGAAGCUGAUGGCUCGUAAGGUGCAGCUGGAGUCCAAAAACUUCCGCCAGCAGCUUCUCAACGAGCAGAAGAAAUGCAAGGAGGUGAUGCUGAAGCUGGAAAAGUCCAAGCUCGAAAUCAGUGGCUAUCGCAAGCUAGAGGAAUACUCUCUCGGCACCGAGAAGGUGAAUCCCUUAUCCUCCGGUCGCCGCACCAAGCUCAGCGGCGUAAACGAGGAGCCGGACAAGAUAGACAAGCUGGAGAAGUCCCUGGAGAUGCUGGACAAGGCAAUCGAGAAGAACAGCCAGAUGGAGUUCAACGCCUUAACGGAUGUGCUGGAGUCGGACACGUACUUUGACUUCGAGAAGGAUGAGGCAGAGGACAAGAGCGGUCCAUGCACUCCGCCGACCCCGCAGCCGGAGCGACAGACGGCUGGUGGACGUAGCGGAAAGCUCAUCUUACCACCGGCCAACAAUAAGGCCAAAGUGGCCCCAAACCAGAGCCGUUCUACCCUGAGCCAAGUGCUCUCGGCGCAGGGAAAAACGCCACUGGCCGCCGCCGCCUCUGGAAAGAGUGGCAAUGCCAGACAACGUGUAGUUACUGCUGUCAAGACGGAGAGUAUUCCGCCCAGCAAGCGUCGUGAUUCGGCUAGCCUGUCUAAGAUAUCUUCCACCGAGGGAAAGUCCAAGCAGACGUCGCUAAAGUCCCUGGAGUACGACUACGAGGAUGAUUACGAGCCUGCCGGCGCUGAUGAAGACGAAACGGAUGCCUACGGCCUUAUGUCCAAGAUGUGCGAUCAGGGAUCAGAUGAUCCCGAGGAGAACAGCGAUGCCAACGAUGCCACUCUGGUAAAAUAUGCAGCCUACUUGGACACCAAGAGCAGCGAGGGCGAUCUGCAGGAAGAGUCACAGGAAGAGGACGAGGAGACGGACGGCCAGAACACGCAGCGCAGCGAUGAAGAGUCCCAGGACAACGGCGUUCGUGCUCCACGUCUUAAGGAGAACAUGUCCAGCCUGCGCAAGCAGAUCUCCGAUGACUACAAGGAGCGCGAGAGCUUCCUGAAGACGUUCUGUCGCCAGGCAAGUAACAGCAAUAUGCGCGACGAUCCGGCGUCCAAGAAGCGGAACAGCAUUGCCAGCGGAGCGGCUGCAAGCAGUCACAUGACCGGCAGUCGGAAGCAUGCGCUUUUGGCCGCUCUAAAGACGAUCGACGACAACAAGAGCCAGGACUAGGGCAGCACACUAAGUUAGUUCCCACAAUAAUGUCCAGUUCAAGUUAGUCCCUAAGCUAUGUUGCGUUAUAUAUAUAUUUUCCAAAAACUGAGACCGGCUCUUCCGGCUCUGCUGGAGCAGCUGCAGCGAACGGUGCCGGAACGCUAUACCAUCGAUUUUUGUAGCUGGUCCAGCGUCGGAAGUGCAGGCGUUGAGUAAAUUCUAUUUGAAAUGUAA